AUGUCGCGAUCAACAGAGCAGCAGGCGCAGCUGUACCAGCAGGCGGUCCAGCAGAGGACACACGACUACCUAACUGGCUUACAGCAACGCACGCAGGAGCGCAUUGGCAACCUCAUCGAGCAACAGCAGAACCCCGUUGCGCACAUGUUUGCCAAUGAGCUUACAAAGGCUAUGACUGGAAAGACACAGGAAGAACUGCUUGCAGACUGGGUUGGCAAGGGAUUCAGAGCAGUCGGCAAGGGCGUGCGCAAAGCUGGUGAUUACAUUGGCGAUCGCGUAUCCUCCACCUUCCGCAACAGCAGAGAGGCACUGGAUUCCGUGCAAAGUGACAUCGGGCGCACAUCCGCGCGUGACGUCAUGCGUGACAACACAGGCUUUGACAUUGGAGAUCCAGAGAACCCUACAUUCAGCAUUCCCUCUGAGAUCUACGGCGAGCACGGCCCCUCUCUCAUUGAUGGCGUGCGCAACACAUGGCAGCGCAUGACAAACGGUAUGGAGCAGCCCAUCACAAACCACACUCAGCAUGAGCCACCGGAGAGCAUUGAAAUGUCUGAUUUAUCACAGACACAGAACGAGCCCACAUCCAUGGACGAAGGCGAACAGGAACAACAAGCAGCAGACGUUCAGCCAGAGUACCCAACCGACAUUGAACUCCAAGACUUGGCGCCGACUGGGGAAGCAGUAGGCGACGGGCUCGAAAGCGGAGCAGCUGAAGGUCUUGGCGAACUUGCAAGCGCCGUUCUAGCACUCUAG
This is a messenger RNA of Salpingoeca rosetta, 753 nucleotides long. RefSeq lists its product as uncharacterized. The record is from RefSeq and is a predicted model, not a curated record. Lineage: Eukaryota; Choanoflagellata; Craspedida; Salpingoecidae. The transcript has a single exon. The coding region runs from base 1 to 753 and encodes 250 amino acids.